This is a messenger RNA of Trametes versicolor FP-101664 SS1, 1020 nucleotides long. RefSeq lists its product as uncharacterized. Lineage: Eukaryota; Fungi; Basidiomycota; Agaricomycetes; Polyporales; Polyporaceae. The transcript is spliced from 21 exons. The record is from RefSeq and is a predicted model, not a curated record. Bases 1 to 1020 code for a protein of 339 amino acids.
AUGUUUCUGUUAACUGAGUCUAGUCUCAAGACGAGCCUCGGUGCCAUUCUUUUCGGAGGACUGGUCUGUGCGGGGCUCUCCGGAAUUGUUGGGAUGCAGACUAUUCUUUAUUUCCGUCUGUUCAGCCGGGACUCAACGUCUACGAAGGUCAAGGUCGCUGUGGUCUUUGUCUUGGACUUCCUGCAUUCGAUCAUGAUCGCCGCAGCGAACUACAUGUACUUUGUCAGUCAUUUCGGUGAGGAUGAUGUAACAGAUCAAGUAUUCUGGACAAUUGGAGUCUCGAUAGCUUUGACAGCUGUAAUCACCGUCUGUGUGCACUUGUUUUUCUCCAUGCGCCUGUUCAAACUCAGCAAGGGCAACUAUUGGAUUACCGCGCCAAUCACCAUCCUUGCCGUCGCACGAGUAGUCGCUGCGUUCGUUACCGCUGUUGAGCUGCAAGUCUGUCGAGCGAUCCGUUUGAAAAGCUUCUCCGAAUUUGGGCUUCGCUUCCGAUCGGUCUUCACGCUCGGCCUCGUGCUCUCCUCCGUCGUGGAUGUGCUGAUCACGGCCGGACUCUGCUACUUUCUGCGGAGACACCGGGGCGGCACCGGCAGAUUCGACCACAUUCUGAACGCGGUGACGUUAUACACUAUCGAAAACGGACUCCUCACCUGCGUGACGACGCUGAUUUCCUUGAUUUUCUGGCUAGUCAAACCCGACGAGCUCAUCUACUUGGGUCUUCAUUUCGCUAUCAGCAAGCUAUACGCCAACUCAUUCCUUGCUUCCAUGAACGCACGCAAGGGCCUCUUGGCACAGUCUCAGUCUCAGUCCACGAGCGGACACCGCUUACCGGUGAUCUUUCCUAGCACUCAGCACGGACUAGGUGCGCGUUCGAACGCCGAGCAGCUCGACCUCGGGGCGGGCACAAGAGUGCACAUCACCGUGGACAAGACGGUUGACUACACCCCGGAUAUCCACGACACCGCGUCGUCGGAACGGUUAUCGACGGACCAAAAAGGUGUUGGUAUGUCUCACUCAUGA